AGAUCUUCAAAACCAGGCAACGUGGAGAUUUCUGUUCAGGUGAUUCUCUCUCUCUCACUCUCUAAAAGCAGUGACGUCCCGAAAUGUACCGGACGGCGGUGAAGCGGCUGCUCCUCGGCGUCUCAGCCGGUGGCAAUCGUAGCUCCCGUAUUCGAUAUCCUCCAUUUCAAAGCUUCUCCUCUUCCGUGGACUCUCAAUCAUUCACCAACCAAACCCCUAAUCAACACCCUCAAAACCCUAACUCGUCAGCCUCCGAUUCGCCGUCUUCGUCGUCGUCGUCGUCUUAUUCAGCUUGGUCGGCUUCAUCGACGACGGAAGAAGCACGGCACAACCUCGGACAGAGGCCGAGACCGGAGUACGAAGACGAGCAAGCUCGCGUGCUUCGCGCCUCGCUUUUUCAUGUGCUAAAAUUGGGAUGGACUGAAGCUGCGAUGAUCGCCGGUGCGAGAGACGCUGGUGUCUCACCGGCUAUAGUAGGGUCAUUUCCAAGGAAAGAAGGGGCUCUUGUUGAGUUUUUCAUGGAUGAGUGCUUACAAAGGCUUGUUGAUAGAAUCGACUCCGAACAGGACUUGAAAAGUUUAAUACCUAGUGAGCGCAUUUCCAAGCUUGUUAGAAUUCGCUUGGAAAUGCAGGCUCCCUACAUACCAACAUGGCCUCAAGCUCUUAGUAUCCAGGCACUUCCAACGAAUGUCCCGACGAGUUUUAAGCAGCGAGCAAUGCUUGUUGAUGAAAUCUGGCAUGCUGCUGGUGAUGAGGGCUCUGAUAUUGAUUGGUAUGUGAAGCGUUCUGUCCUUGGAGGAAUAUACUCAACAACCGAGAUCUACAUGCUUACUGAUAAAUCUCCAGAUUUCCGCGAUACAUGGGCUUUCUUGGAUGCUCGCAUCAAAGAUGCCUUUGAUUUGAAGAAAACCAUUCAAGAGGCAAAAUACUUGGCGGAAGCUGUUGGAGCCGGAAUGGGAGGUUCUUUGCAAGGAUUUGUUAAGAGAGUUUUUCAGGGGUGAAUGCUGAGAUAACUUGCAAGCAUCAAUCAAUUUUAUGGUUUCCCAGACCAUGUUAGCUUUCUUUUAGCUGAAUUUACAAAAUUUACGUUCUUGAAUUAUAUUUCGGCCUGUAAAUAACGGGAAUGCGAUCAUAUCUUGGGAAUAGAACGAUGAAAUAAAAUUGGUUCUUUGAAAUAAUGUUCCCGCAAA
Molecule: messenger RNA, 1190 nt
Organism: Morus notabilis
Lineage: Eukaryota; Viridiplantae; Streptophyta; Magnoliopsida; Rosales; Moraceae
Product: ubiquinone biosynthesis protein COQ9-B, mitochondrial
Exons: 6
Coding region: 84-1001 (305 amino acids)
Biological process (GO): ubiquinone biosynthetic process
Cellular component (GO): mitochondrial inner membrane
Molecular function (GO): lipid binding
Source: RefSeq, a predicted model, not a curated record